UUUCAGAAGAAUGGAGGAAAUUCUACGUCAGUUUCUAUCAUCCUCAAAUCAUUCACUCAAAGAUUCACCAUUUCCAAUGAUUCCUUUGUCUUUUGAUACUUCAAUUAUGAGCCCAACAGAAUGUCAACAGCCAAAACCACAACAUUCAUAUAUUGGACUUAUUGCAAUGGCAAUUCUUUCAUCACCACAAAAGAAAAUGGUUCUAGCAGAGGUAUACGAGUGGAUAAUGAAUGAAUAUCCGUACUUCAGAAGUCGUGGAGCUGGCUGGAGGAAUUCAAUCAGACACAAUUUAUCAUUGAAUGAUUGUUUUGUAAAAGCCGGUAGAGCUGCAAAUGGGAAGGGUCAUUACUGGGCAGUCCAUCCUGCAUGUGUCAAAGAUUUCGAACGUGGAGACUUCAGACGUCGUCGUGCACAACGAAAAGUUCGCCGUCAUAUGGGGCUGCAGGUUGAGGACGGAGAUUCAUCAGAUGAGGAAGGUUCACCAGGUUCUGAUCCAUCACCUCCCAUCUUUCCAACAGCUUUAUGGAAUUUCAAUUGUGCUCCGAGAGCUCCGAUCAAAUCGUUCACUAUUGAAGCAAUCCUGGAGCAUCACUAGAAAGAAUUCCACGUGGAUCUCCUAAAACUUGAAGCUCAAUUGUUAAAUUAAUUGUUUCUUCCGUUUCCUGUUACCCUCCAAUUAACUAUUCUCCCCCUGUCUCUCCAAUUCCUACGGGCCCUUCUGUUCUCUUUCUCCCAUGCAGCCAAUUUCCAAAUUUCCUGUUUUCUGAAGUGCAAGCAUCUGCACACAGAUUUUCCCUGUUCAUUAUUUCAAUAAUUUAUCCACUAACAUAACAACUUGACGGGAAUAAACAUUGAAAGUUAAA
Caenorhabditis elegans is the source of this 863-nucleotide messenger RNA. RefSeq names its product Fork-head domain-containing protein (gene fkh-10). Gene Ontology annotation, molecular function: sequence-specific DNA binding; DNA-binding transcription factor activity; DNA binding. The record is from RefSeq and is marked reviewed. Gene Ontology annotation, biological process: regulation of DNA-templated transcription. Bases 11 to 595 code for a protein of 194 amino acids. The transcript has 3 exons. Gene Ontology annotation, cellular component: nucleus. Lineage: Eukaryota; Metazoa; Nematoda; Chromadorea; Rhabditida; Rhabditidae.